This is a messenger RNA of Homarus americanus (American lobster), 357 nucleotides long. Its product is annotated as UPF0329 protein ECU05_1680/ECU11_0050-like. The transcript is spliced from 2 exons. Lineage: Eukaryota; Metazoa; Arthropoda; Malacostraca; Decapoda; Nephropidae. The record is from RefSeq and is a predicted model, not a curated record. The coding region runs from base 1 to 357 and encodes 118 amino acids.
AUGGAAAUAGAUGAAAAGAAGAAUGAAUUAGAUGAAGUUGAUGAAUUAGAAGAAGUUGAUGAAUUGGAAAUUGAUGAGAAGAAAGACGAAGAAGAUGAAUUGGAACAGAAUAUUAUAGAUAUAAAGGAUGAGGAAGGCAAGGAAUUUAAGGAUAUUAAAAUAGAAAAAGGGGAAGAAGAAAAGAAGAAAGAGGAAGGCAAUAAGGAGGUUAAAAUAGAAAAAGGGGAAGAAGAAAAGAAGAAAGAGGAAGGCAAUAAGGAUCUUAAAAUAACAAAAAAUAAAAAAAAACUCACAAUAAUUUUGGAUUUUGGAGAAAAUACCUCCUCCUCAUACACUGCCACGGCUAUUGAAAAAUAA